AUGUGGCUCCGUGCUCUGCUCUGGGCUUCUUUUGCUGCUUGCCCCAUUUGGGGACACUCAUCCUCACCACCCGUGGUGGACACAAAGCAAGGCAAAGUCCUGGGGAAGUAUGUCAGCUUAGAAGGAUUCGAAAAGCCUGUGGCUGUCUUCCUGGGAGUCCCCUUUGCCAAGCCCCCUCUUGGAUCCCUGAGGUUUGCUCCACCCGAGCCUGUGGAGCCCUGGAGCGUUGUGAAGAAUGCCACCUCCUACCCUCCUAUGUGCUCCCAAAAUGCAGUUGCAGGACAACAACUCUCAGAUAUGUUCAACACCAGAAAGGAGAGCAUACCCCUUGAGUUUUCGGAAGAUUGUCUCUACCUGAAUAUUUACAGUCCUGCCGACUUGACAAAAAGCAGCCAACUGCCUGUGAUGGUGUGGAUCCAUGGAGGUGGAUUGGUGAUAGGUGGAGCAUCAACCUAUGAUGGACUGGCUCUCUCUGCCCAUGAAAACGUGGUGGUGGUGACCAUUCAAUACCGUCUGGGUAUCUGGGGAUUAUUUAGCACAGGUGAUGAACACAGCCGAGGAAACUGGGCUCUCUUGGACCAGCUGGCUGCCCUACGCUGGGUCCAGGAUAACAUUGCAAACUUUGGAGGGAACCCGGAUUCAGUGACCAUCUUUGGAGAGUCAGCAGGAGGUGCCAGUGUCUCUGUUCUUGUCUUAUCUCCUCUGGGCAAGAACCUCUUCCACAGAGCCAUUUCUGAGAGUGGUGUGAUCUUUACUACAAUCCUGGGCAAGAAGAAUGUCCAGGCUGUGAAUGAAAUAAUUGUUACUCUUUCUGGAUGUGAUAACACCUCAUCAGCUGCCAUGGUACAGUGCUUGCGCCAGAAGACAGAGGCUGAGCUCUUGGAGAUCACAGUGAAACUGGUACAAUACAAUGUCUCCCUGUCCACCGUGAUUGAUGGAGUGGUGCUUCCAAAGGCACCAGUAGAGAUUCUGGCCAAGAAGAGUUUCAACACUGUCCCCUACAUAGUUGGCAUUAACAAGCAAGAGUUUGGCUGGAUCAUUCCAACGAUGAUGGGAGAUCUACUCUCUGAAGGCAAAAUGGAUGAGAAAAUGGCCAGUUUCUUCUUGAAGAGGUUCCACCCUGAACUUAACAUCUCUGAGAGUGUGAUUCCAGCAGUCAUUGAGAAGUACUUAAGAGGAACAGAUGACCCUGACAAAAAGAGAGACCGUCUCCUGGACAUGUUUGGAGAUAUAUUUUUUGGUAUCCCAUCUGUACUCAUAUCCCGUUCCCUCAGAGAUGGCGGAGUGCCCAUCUACAUGUACGAGUUUCAGUAUCGCCCAAGCUUUGUGUCUGACAAGAGACCCCAGACACUUCAAGGAGAUCACGGCGAUGAAAUCUUCUCUGUAUUUGGGUCUCCAUUUCUAAAAGAGGGCGCCUCAGAAGAGGAGACCAACCUCAGCAAGAUGGUGAUGAAAUUCUGGGCCAACUUUGCUAGAAAUGGGGACCCUAAUGGAGAGGGGCUGCCACACUGGCCAGAGUAUGACCAGAAGGAAGGAUAUUUGCAGAUUGGUGCCACCACCCAGCAAGCCCAGAGACUGAAAGGGGAGGAAGUGGCUUUCUGGACUGAGCUCCUGGAUUAGAAUCCACCUCAGACAGAACAUUCUGAGCACACAGAACACAAAUGAAUGGGAGGCUUUGCCAGCCUCGGGACCAGAGGACCAAAGAUGGGGCAAUUCCGCAAAGGAUGGCUAUUCACCAAGGAUGGAUCUUACAGAGAAA
Messenger RNA from Apodemus sylvaticus (European woodmouse), 1759 nucleotides. Its product is annotated as carboxylesterase 1C. The transcript is spliced from 13 exons. NCBI's taxonomy places the organism in Eukaryota, Metazoa, Chordata, Mammalia, Rodentia, Muridae. The record is from RefSeq and is a predicted model, not a curated record. Bases 1 to 1620 code for a protein of 539 amino acids. Gene Ontology annotation, cellular component: endoplasmic reticulum; lipid droplet. Gene Ontology annotation, molecular function: carboxylic ester hydrolase activity. Gene Ontology annotation, biological process: lipid catabolic process.